AAGCAAGAGUAACUGAGAAGAAUCUAAUCGAUUAAAAACACCAAUAGAGUAAAAAAAAGAUUCAAACCCUAAAAAAUAACAACAAUCGCAAGGAAAUAGGAAUCAAACCAAAACUCUAAUUUCAAUUUCGGAUUCAAAAUCGUCCCGUUGAAGCCAAGAUCAAUCUCUCUCUCUAAACGGCUAUAUCUUCUUCCUCUUGGGCAUCUCUUUACAAUGAUUCAUUUUAAUCCGUUAUGUUGAAUUAUAUACUUUCUAAUUUUAAUUUGAAAACCAAAUGCCCAAAAUAUCCUAAGGCCGGCCCGUUUCAUUAAUGUAAUUUUAUGGGUGAUUAACGUUUUUGCUUUUUUCUUUUAAAAAUUCAGUGAACUAAAUUUUUUUUUUUGUCAACAGUGAACUAAACUUAAAACACUUUUCAAUAAUGUAGCUCUUCAUAUUUAUUAUUUUAUGUAUUAACAAUUCAAAAAUAUUUAUAGGAUUUCAUUAAGCCAUGUAAAGUAAAAACUAAAAAUGAAGUAUGAACAAAACACUUAUUGCUUAUCAUGUGUUUGUGCUAAACUGGUAAUUAGAGCAUCACCAAUGUAUAUCUCUAUGUUUUCUUCUAAAAUAAAGAUCUCUAUUAUAGAUGUAGAAUUGCUCCAAUAUGUACCUAUAAUAGAGUUCAUUUAUUUUAGAGGUAAAUAUAGAAAAAAAUUAUUUUUUUGUCUCUAUAUUUAGAAGUGAAAAUAGCAUAUCUCUAUAUUUUUCCCUAUAAAUAGAAAAAUUCUAUUACAGAGACAUACAUUAGAGCAAAUCCACUUCUAUAGAGAUGAAAGUAGAUAUGGGUUGGAGAUGAUCUUAUUAAACCAAUAAAUUUCCUGCAGAGCAUCGAGACCUCUGCUAAUCAGUAAUUCUUUAGGUUUCUAACUUAAUCAACGACAAAACUCCACAACAAGAAAUAUAAAACGAAUAUCUGAAAGUAAAAAAAGAAGUUAAUUGUUGUUAUGUUUGGAUCAAGAAAACUGAGAAAUGACAAUUUCUUGAGACGUAUACAAAACUAAGCUGUAUUAGAUUGCAGCCUCUCUGGUCUAUAUGGCCAUGUCCCACCCAUGGUCCCAUAGUUUGAUGAGAAGAUGAAUAAAAAUGUUGAAAGGUUCUUAUAUUCCCCUUCCAUCUAAUUGCAUCUAGUUAGCAAUCAGAUGUUUCAAAGUUGUGUAUGUUCCAAAGCCAUUGUCUUUGUAUGUUUCAAGAGCCACUAUCAUUAAUUUAAAUUUGUUUAGAAAAUAGAUAUUUUGUUCUUAUGAAUUAACAACAAAAACAUAUAAAAACUUUAGAUAAACCAAACUAGUAUUAUCAUAUUCUCUUCAUGGUUUUUAAAUUAAGAAGUAAGAGAGAAUCUACAAGACAAUCUACAACGUGUAUAUAUAUGAGAAGCAUGAGAUACUUGGAAAAGAAGGAGCUACGUGUAUAUAUGAGAAGUUGUGUAAAUGGGCGUUCCUCACAUUCCUACUUCAUGUUUAGAAAUUAGAACGCUAGCUAGCUAGAUACAAGAAUAUAGAAAGCUUCUUACGUGGUAAACUACUAAACUGAUGUUAUGGAAAUGAUGCAGAGAUUAUGAAGAUGAGUUCAAAAGCAUGUGUAGUGAGAGAGUAGAGGGUUUUGUUGGAAUCAAGGUAUCUGCGUCUCCAAACUGUGCGCACUACUUAACAUUCUUGAUCCGUGAUGAUCAGCGUAAAGGCUGCUGGAUUUCUUCAUCUUCUUCUGAGCCAGAAUCAUCAUCCUCCUCCUCAUCCACUUCAUAAUCUUCAUCCUGUUCAUCCUCUGCAACCUCUUCCUCCCAAAGACUGGGGUCGAUAGCUUCAUGUCAAGAGGAGGAUUGUAUUAGAUACAAUAGAGUAUUGGUUUAUUAUGGUUAGAGGUUAACCACUCCGGUUUGAGUCUCCUUUAGCUUAUCCGGAGUAUUUAAACAAACUGUGUAACAAACUAUUUUGGUUAUCACAUUAAUUCAAGUUACUUCAAUAUGGUAUCAGAGCAGAGCCUGUGACGAUUCUCCAUCAUCGAGCUUCAUGAGUUCUUCGAUUCUUCAAAUUCUUCGUCUCUUCAUCGAGGAUCUGAUUGUGUUCGAGCUCGAGAUCGUCUUCUCCGUCUACUUCCUUUCGGCUUUGCUUCUUCUCCUUUGUUGAAGCUCUCUGCGUUUCUUGAUUUCACUCCGAUUCUUGUGAAAUCAACUACGCUGCAUCAUUUCUCCGAUCGUCAUCGCGAUGAGUUCACCUUCUUCAAAUCGUCACCUUGAUCACUAUGAAAAUCCAUACUACCUUCAUAGCUCGGAUCAUGCCGGUCUCGUCCUUGUUUCCGAUCGCCUCAACACCGGUGCAGAGUUCCAUUCAUGGCGACGCUCGGUUCGUAUGGCUCUCAACGUCAGGAAUAAACUUGGAUUCAUCGAUGGUACGAUUCCUAAACCUCCUGAUAAUCAUCGAGACUCGGGAUCUUGGUCACGUUGCAAUGAUAUGGUAGCUACGUGGUUAAUGAACUCUGUAUCCAAGAAGAUAGGUCAAAGCUUAUUGUUUGUGUCCACCGCUGAAUCGAUCUGGAAGAAUAUUCUCUCUAGAUUCAAACAAGAUGAUGCUCCGCGCGUUUAUGAGAUUGAUCAGAAGUUGAGUUUGAUUCAGCAAGGCUCUGAUGAUGUAACCACUUACUAUACUGCGUUGGUUACUCUUUGGGAAGAGCACAAGAACUAUGUUGAAUUGCCUGUGUGUUCUUGUGGAAAGUGUGAGUGCAAUGCUGCUGAGCUAUGGGAACGUCUUCAGGAACGUAGCAGAGUUACCAAAUUCCUGAUGGGGCUGAAUGAAUCUUAUGAAUCAACACGUCGUCAUAUCCUGAUGCUAAAGCCAAUUCCACCUAUUGAGGAGGUGUUUAAUCUGGUGACACAGGAUGAACGUCAGAGAGCUAUCAAGCCGAGCUCUACUCCAGCAAGUGUUGUUUUUCAAGCAUCUGGUCCAGAUGAGACUUUACUUUCUGCUCCUCCUGAUCAUUCAGCUUUUGCUGCAGCUCAUGCCAACUCAGGAUACCGUCCAAAGCAACGUCCUUUGUGUACCUAUUGUGGUCAACUUGGUCACAUUGUUGAUAAAUGCUUUCGUCUUCAUGGUUAUCCUCCUGGUCACAAGUUCAAUAAGUCAUCUAAUCCUGGACAAGGCACUCACGCUACUGCUGGUUAUGCUCCUCGGGGACAGAACAAUUACAACCAAAGGGGGAUGCAGCCGCAGAACAGCUACAAUCAACGAUCGAUGCAGCAGCAGAACAAUCAUUACACUCAACCACAACACUCUCAACAAGCUAAUGCUGUUGCUCAACAGAUUGUUCCUGCUUCAUCAACUUCUCUCCCUGGUCAGAUGGAUGUCAAUCAAAUUCAGGCAUUACUUCAACAGCUUCAGGCUUACGUUAGUCCUUCUGUGAAUGCAAUUUCUAGUAAGCAGUCUUCCGUCUCUGAAAAUGGAUACAUGGCACCCCAAUCUACUUCUGGAGUCUAUUCAGGGAUUGAUGAUUGGUAGAGGCAUUCUUCUUCAAAACCUUUAUGUUCUUGAGCUUAAUAAUACUACUGCUUCUUCUCUGCCUUUCUGUGGAACCUUGCGAGCCGAUGAGACUCUCUGGCAUCAACGCCUUGGACAUCCAUCAGCUUCCAAGUUAAAGCAAAUGUCUGGUAUUCUGAAUAUUCCUGUCUCUACUAUUGAUAAGUCUGAAUACUGUUCUGUUUGUCCUUUGGCAAAACAGAAG
Brassica napus (rape) is the source of this 3747-nucleotide messenger RNA. RefSeq lists its product as uncharacterized. The record is from RefSeq and is a predicted model, not a curated record. Lineage: Eukaryota; Viridiplantae; Streptophyta; Magnoliopsida; Brassicales; Brassicaceae. Gene Ontology annotation, molecular function: zinc ion binding; nucleic acid binding. The transcript has 2 exons. The coding region runs from base 2238 to 3524 and encodes 428 amino acids.